This is a messenger RNA of Aureobasidium melanogenum CBS 110374, 1092 nucleotides long. RefSeq lists its product as uncharacterized. NCBI's taxonomy places the organism in Eukaryota, Fungi, Ascomycota, Dothideomycetes, Dothideales, Saccotheciaceae. The record is from RefSeq and is a predicted model, not a curated record. The annotation marks the transcript as partial. The transcript is spliced from 3 exons.
GCCGCACUCGUUGCGUUGACCGCUGGAAGUGCUUCUGCGCAGUUCUUCGUCCUCUAUGGCAGAGAUACUGUUGUCUCGCGCAUUGAUCCCAUCGUUUCUCCUGGAGGCAUUGGCAUGCAUGCGCAUGAGUUCAUGGGCGCCGGCAACGUCAACCAGAACUCAGACUACGAUUCACUCCAAAAGUCAACCUGCUCGAGCGUCGGACGUGCCAAUGGCAACCCGAUCAUUGAGGACAAGAGCGCCUACUGGCACCCUACCCUUUAUGUCAAGGCCACCAAUGGCUCCUACAUCAGAGUACCUACCAAUGGACACCAGAUCUACUACAUUAAUGCCGGCACUGGCCAGAUGCGCGAGCCCUUUGAGUUCCCCAAGGGCUUCCGCAUGACUGCUGGAAACGCUUAUAUCCGUGCCGCGCAAGAACACACUCCUACCAACAUGGAUGGCAUCACUCAAUGGAUCUGUCACGAAACUCCGUCGUGGAAUGAGGGUACUCAAGGCGGCUUCCCUACAGGUGUUACUUCUUGCUCUCAAUACCCAUACUUCAACGGUGCCAUCGAGUUCCCUCACUGCUGGAAUGGCAAAGACUUCGACUUGAGCUCUCCUUAUUCACACAUGGCUUACCCCGUUGGUGACAUCAGAAACGGAGCUUGCCCUGAUUCUCAUCCUAUCAGACUUCCCCAUCUCUUCAUGGAGAACAACUACGACCUGUCAAGCAUUGUGGGAGAGUUCGAGAUUGACUCGUUCGUGCUUUCCAACGGAGAUCCUACCGGCUUUGGUUUCCAUGCCGAUUUCUUCAAUGGCUGGCAAGAAGGCGUUCUGCCUAACCUGCUCACUGGCUCCAGUGCCUGUUCAUCUCACGAUGUCGGCGACUGCUCCGGCGUGACCUUUGAUUCUAGUAUGAACUGGGCUCAGUGCACCACCACUAACCAAUAUCCCGAGAAUCUUGAUGGUCCUCUCUCUGCUCUGCCCGGCUGCAACCCCAUCACCACUGUCAACCCUGCUCCGCAAUGCAAGCCUUGUGCUGCUGGCGUAGUGGGCGGACAGUGUAAUGCUGCUGCCGGCUCAUUGACUACUAGCACGAGUAACGCCCCC